Molecule: messenger RNA, 2598 nt
Organism: Aureobasidium musti
Lineage: Eukaryota; Fungi; Ascomycota; Dothideomycetes; Dothideales; Saccotheciaceae
Source: the annotation of a GenBank genome assembly
AUGCCUCGUUUCGCAGCUCUUCUUCCCCUUGCCUAUGCACUGGGCGCCUUUGCCCAGAGCGUGGCAUACACUGACCCCAACACUGGUAUCGACUUCAUGAGUUACGAGGACUCCGAGUCUGGAGCACGAUUCAGUGUUGCCACACCUGAGACUCUCGGCACGGAUUUCAUUGGUCAGAUCGUUGCUCCUACAACUGAGGGAUGGGCCGGUCUUGACAUGUCUGCUCAGAUGGCAAACCACAUUCUGGUCGUCGCAUGGCCUGACGGUGACAAGGUCAUGGCUUCCGUCCGUGAAGCAACUGGUUACACUACCCCUCCCGUUUACUCAGGAAACGUGACCACCACUCCCAUCGCCAAUGGUACUUUUGUCAACAGCACUCACUUCUCUUACACUUUCGUCUGCAAUGGAUGCAUCACUGGCGAAUCAGACAGUUUCCCCAACACCGUCAAGGGUAAUGCUUUCGGAUGGGCCUACUCUUCCGAUGCACCUGCUAAGCCCUCUGCCGCCGACACUGCUUUGAACAUGCACUCUGGAUAUGACUACGAUACUUGGGCUUCCUGGGCUGAAGCAACUGCUCCGGCUUCUACAACUCCUGCCAAUGGCAGUGCAAGCUCAACCUCUACUACAGGUCAGAGCAGCCCUUCUGCCGCCCCCGUCGCCACCACCUUGAACACAACAUAUGACUACAUCAUUUCGGGUGCAGGACCUGCCGGUAUCAUCGUCGCUGAAAGACUUGCUGAGUCUGGUGUUGAGGUUCUCCUUCUCGAGCGUGGUGACGCUUCUACCUACGCAUCGGGUGGUCAUGCUGUCCAGUCCUGGAACGAUACUGUGACCCAAUACGAUGUUCCUGCCAUGGCCUACUACCUCGCUUCUGCUGGCGUCACCAACGAGUACUGCACUGACACUGCCGAUCAAGCUGGAUGUCUACUUGGUGGUAGCAGCAUGAUCAACGCUCUGAUGUUCGUCCGUCCCCAAGAACGCGACUUUGACGACAACUGGCCAACUGGUUGGAAGUGGUCUGACGUCUCAGCCUCUGCCGAAAGCUUCUACGAGAGAAACCCCGGUACUAUUGCUCCUUCCAAGGAUGGUCAACGCUACGACCAGGGUGCUUACGAUGUGCUUUCUACCUUCUUCACCAGCAAUGGAUGGUCCUCUGUCAACGCUCUUGAGGAACCCAACAAGAAGACAGAUGUCUUCUCGCACCCGCCAUGGAACAUCCAGGAUGGUCUCCGUGCCGGCCCCGUGUUGACAUACCUCCCUCUCGCCAAGGCAAAGAAGAACUUCCACCUCCAACUCAACAGCACUGUUAUCCGUGCUGUCCGUGAUUCUUCCUUCGUCACCGGUGUCGAAGUUGAGCUUGUGGAUGGUAGCCGUCAAAUCAUCAAUGUCAAGUCUGGCGGUAAGGUCGUUCUUGCUGGUGGCGCUCUGUCUACUCCCCGUAUACUCAUCAACUCUGGCAUUGGCCCUGCCGAUCAGAUCAAGACUGUCCAAGGUGGUAGCACUGGUGUCACUCUUCCCGAAGAGUCUGAGUGGAUUGAUCUUCCCGUUGGCAAGGGUCUCAAGGACCACCCCAUUGUGACUCUGAAGUUCAAGACCAAGUCCGCAUUGUCUUCUCUCGAUACCACUGCCUUCACCAAGCCCAACUCAACCGACGUCGAAGCGUUUGCUCAAGGCAGCGGUUUGCUUGUCCAGGGUGGCCAGCGUUUGAACUUCUGGUCUUCGGUCAAGGGUACUGAUGGCAUUGAGCGUUUCGUCCAAGGAACCUGCAACUCGCCUUCCAGUGACACCAUCAAGAUGAAGAUUUACCUUACCCAUGGUCUGACUUCUACCGGUGAGAUUGGCAUUACCGCAGAUGGCAAGACUGAAUACAUCACUCAGCCUUGGUUGAACACCGACGAGGACAAGGAAGCUCUUGCCUCUUUCGUCGACCGCUUGAUCAGCCUCACAACAGCCGAGAACUCGACUUUGACUCUUGAUGCCGGUCUCACUGCUUCCUCAAACGUUACCGGCGCUGAUCUGAUCAAGACUUUCGUUACUGGCAGCCACUUCGUCGGUACCGCCAAGAUGGGCGAAGACGAUGGUCGCAAGGGCGGUGCUGCAGUCGUUGACUUGGAUACAAAGGUCUACGGCACUGACAACCUGUUUGUCGUAGACGCUUCUUUCCACCCUGACUUGCCUACCGGCAACACCCAAGCCAUCGUCAUGGUUGCUGCCGAAGCUGCUGCCAAGAAGGUUGCUGCUGUAAAGGUUGGCGAUGCUCCUGUUGCUGCUUCUUCCCCUGCUGUGGUUUCUUCGGCUACUGCUACUCAAGCUGUUUCUUCUACUGGAAUGGCUUCUUCGACUGCUGUGUCUUCCUCUGCAGCUGCUGUGACUUCGGCUUCUGCUUCUGCUUCUAUCACUUCUGCUCCUACCUCUACAACCGAGACUGCUACUUUCACUGGCACCACAGCGAUUACUUCUGUCGCUGUACCCAGCCCUGCAUACACUGAAGUCCCCAAGUGGGGUCGUUGUGGUGGUAUUGGAUAUGAUGGACCUACUAAAUGUGUCUCUGGCUCAUCUUGCAAGUACCAAAAUGACUGGUACUACCAGUGUUUGUAA